Molecule: messenger RNA, 791 nt
Organism: Cladocopium goreaui
Lineage: Eukaryota; Dinophyceae; Suessiales; Symbiodiniaceae
Source: the annotation of a GenBank genome assembly
AGCCGCUCAAAUCUGUUCAAGCCCUUUGGGUGACACACGUCGAUCAUUGCCGAAGCGGAGUCAUGGCAGCCUACUCGUACCCAGCAGACACUGCUCCCGUCCAGUAUGUCAUGGCUGAUGGUUCUCAAGUAUAUGCCGAUGCCGCACCAACCUACACCAUGGAUCCAGGGGCAUAUGUGAUGCAAGGUGCUCCGGGUGCUCCAAUGAUGUAUUCUCCAUCUCCCUACUCCAUUCCAGUUGGAGCAUCCUCGGUGCAGGCAGUGCAACCUAGCAUGUACACGACGUCACCCUAUGGUGGGUAUCCUAUGAUGGAUGGCUUGGAUCAUUCCCAGGGGAAGUGGUUUGCACCAGGCGAAGCACUCCCCCCCGGCUUUGUCGUCACGGCACAUCCAGAGGGUCACAUUGCCCCGCAAGAGGGCCAUGCUAUGACUGACAUGGCGCGUGAGAGCUUUGUGGUCACUGGCACAUCUGGCACCGCCCCAGAGACCAAGGCCAAGGCCUCCAAGCCCAAGAAGAGCAAGAAGAAGAAGGCAAGCGGCUGCUGCUAGAUGCUUCGAUGCUUCCAGAAGCUGCAGCAAGACUAUUCUCAUGGUCCCUUUGAGGGUGCAAGUCCAAUGUCCUUGCGAUGGCAGGACAUGACAGAAUAAGUGCGCCUUACUUGCCUAGAGGGCCUCCAAUCAUCUUCAAUCUCCCUUUGACCUCCAGACUGAGAGUACUACUCUCAGGACAGGAGUAAAGCAAAUGCUCAAGACUCAAGAUGAUACAAAAGAGGGCUUUCGCAGAUCUAGACU